GAGCCUCUUCCAAUGGGUGGGCCAGACUUUGGUGCCUUGGGAGAGGAAGCUGAACUGGUUGAAGUUGAACCUGAAGCCAAGCAGGAAAUUCUUGAAAACAAAGAUGUGGUGGUUCAGCAUGUGCACUUCGAUGGACUUGGAAGGACCAAAGAUGACAUUAUCAUGUAUGAAAUCUCUGAUGUUUUCAAGGCUAAAAAUCUCAUUGAUGUGAUGAGAAAAUCGCAUGAAGCUCGUGAAAAGUUGCUUCGUCUAGGAAUCUUCAGACAGGUAGAGGUUCUGAUCGAUACCUGUCAGGGAGAUGAUGCCCUUCCAAAUGGUUUAGAUGUAAUCUUUGAGGUAACAGAAUUGAGAAGACUAACUGGAAGCUAUAAUACUAUGGUUGGCAACAAUGAAGGCAGUAUGGUACUUGGGCUCAAGUUCCCAAAUCUCUUUGGACGUGCAGAAAAGGUAACCUUCCAGUUCUCCUAUGGAACAAAGGAAACUUCAUAUGGCCUGUCAUUCUUCAAACCACAGCCUGGAAACUUUGAAAGAAAUUUUUCAGUUAACCUGUAUAAAGUAACUGGACAGUUCCCUUGGAGCUCUCUGCGUGAAACUGAUAGAGGAAUAUCAACAGAAUUUAAUUUUCCAAUCUGGAAGACCAAUCACACGCUGAAGUGGGAGGGUGUGUGGAGAGAACUUGGCUGCCUUGCUAGAACAGCAUCCUUUUCUGUUCGAGAAGAAAGUGGACACUCUCUUAAAUCUUCUCUCUCUCAUGCUAUGGUUAUUGAUUCCCGGAACUCUUCAAUCUUGCCAAGACGAGGUGCUUUGCUAAAAAUUAAUCAGGAAUUGGCUGGCUAUACAGGUGGAGACGUGAGCUUUCUAAAAGAGGAUUUUGAAUUUCAGUUGAAUAAGCAACUUAUCUGGGAUUCGGUUUUUUCAGCAUCACUUUGGGGUGGAAUGCUAGUACCUAUUGGAGACAAGCCAUCCAGUAUAGCUGAUAGGUUUUACCUUGGUGGACCAACAAGUGUGCGUGGAUUCAGUAUGUACAGCAUUGGACCCCAGAGUGAAGGUGAUUACUUGGGAGGAGAAGCCUACUGGGCUGGAGGCUUACAUCUGUACACCCCUCUUCCUUUCCGGCCAGGCCGGGGAGGGUUUGGAGACCUUUUCCGAACACAUUUCUUCCUUAAUGCUGGAAAUCUCUGCAAUCUUAAUUAUGGUGAUGGUCCCAGAGCUCACCUACAGAAGUUGGCAGAGUAUAUCCGAUGGUCUUAUGGUGCCGGAAUAGUGCUGCGACUUGGAAACAUUGCUAGAUUAGAACUUAACUACUGUUUCCCCAUGGGAGUACAGUCUGGUGACAGGAUAUGUGAUGGUGUUCAGUUUGGAGCAGGAAUCAGAUUUCUAUAAUACAGAAACAUUUUACAUCAGUAUAUGAAAUUGUGCUCUGUAAUUGAAAUGAAGACUGUAAUAUAGCUUGAUAAGGUCUAACGUUUUUCUUGAAAUACAGAUACACUGCUGAGCGAUUUACCUCUCAGACUCCACAAGAAACUACAUUAAAAAAUUAUGCUCUAAA
Pelecanus crispus (Dalmatian pelican) is the source of this 1549-nucleotide messenger RNA. The record is from RefSeq and is a predicted model, not a curated record. NCBI's taxonomy places the organism in Eukaryota, Metazoa, Chordata, Aves, Pelecaniformes, Pelecanidae.